AUGAAACCUUGGCAAUCACCUUUGGAACAAAAUCUAAGAUUAUUGAGGCAGAAAACACAAAAUGGAACCAGCAGUUGGCAGGAGACACAGAAUGGAACCCAGCAGUUCUGGGUAAAAAUGAAUUUGACUUUCAGUAAGGAAAGAGAUGAGUUUAUUUACUUGAGACUGAAAGCUUAAGGCCUGGGGCUGAGAACUGAAUCAGGUCAAAGAGCAGUACUGAAUGCUGAAGAAAUGCAUAGCUUUAAUUUUGCCAUCACCACCUUCAUGGGAAAAAUGGCCCUGGAGAGGAUCUGGAAUAAACUGGGUCUAAACUAG
Molecule: messenger RNA, 315 nt
Organism: Condylura cristata (star-nosed mole)
Lineage: Eukaryota; Metazoa; Chordata; Mammalia; Eulipotyphla; Talpidae
Product: apoptogenic protein 1, mitochondrial-like
Exons: 3
Biological process (GO): intrinsic apoptotic signaling pathway
Cellular component (GO): mitochondrion
Source: RefSeq, a predicted model, not a curated record